AUGACGUCAGACGCCAAGGGGGAGGAGCCAACCCUCGUGCAGCCGCGCCAUCGCUUCUCUUUGUGCAGCCUUGCACAACCGACGAACCUGUCAGCCAGACAAACGUCCAGAUCACUUUUAUUAUCGAUCUACGGAGAGGCGCGUCCUGUAGGAACCACAAGACCAAAGAUAGAUGAGAACCAGAGUCACCUGACCGAGAGGAUAUUAAAUCUCACCCUGGAGGUCAUCUACCUGGUAACUGGAGAGGAUUAUGAAGUAGUGAAGAAGACUUCAGGUGAGCCAUGGACAACUACAAGCCAUCACUAUGUAGCACCUGCAAUCACAGAAUCUCCCCAUCCUCACUCUUUGAAGACUGAGGGUAUCAGCUUCAAGAAGAUUGUGGAGGUCGCCAACAAGAUGAUUGAGCUGCUGACAGGAGAGGAUGAAGAACUGAAAGACAUGAAAGUGGAGAUUACAGAGGAAGACGAAGAAGAUACAUUUGUGAAGGGCGUUCAGCAGUCUAUGGAGGAGGAUGGGAUAAUGGUGACAAUUAAUGAAGAGGAAUCUGCUCUAGAUGACAGCACAGAUGAACACGAUGGUUGGGAUGCCGGCGUAGAGGAAGAUCUUUUUUCACCAAUGGCUUAUAAUGUAGAAGAUAAUAUCCAACAAUAUUCCCAGAACAAUCCCGUUACUGAGCAUUUGCAUUCCAUACCUCACUUUUAUGAUAGAUCUACAGAUCUUUGUGAUCCAGUUGAAUCUUCUCAUACAUCACAUGCUGUUACUUCUGAUAUCAAUCUACAAUUGUACAGUGCGGACAGAUCAGAGGAUCUAUCCAAUCCUGAGGGAUCCUCUAUGGAUAAACCAGAUGCUUCUGGUCAUAGAGGUGGCGAGACCUUUCCACGCCCUCAGUCCAAGAAAAGUUCCAAAAAGAAUACAGAUCUUUUUGUAUGUCAGAGAGCACCCCGAGGGUCCGGGGGGCAGUUGUUUCCAUGUCUGGAGUGCGGAAAAUGCUUUAAAUGGAGAUCACAUCUUGCUAGACAUCAAGGGUUCCACGCUGGAGUGCGACCGUAUUCUUGCUCGGAAUGCACCAAGUGUUUUCAAUCGAAGUGGCAUCUAACCUUACAUCAGAGGAUGCACACAGGGGAACGUCCGUAUUCAUGUUCAGAGUGUGGGAAAAGUUUCAUAUCGACUUCUGAUCUCGUCAAGCAUCAAAGACACCACACCGGGGUUCGGCCCUACUCCUGUACAGAGUGUGAGAAAUCUUUUACAAUCAAAUGGGACCUCGUUAAGCAUCAGCGACUUCACACUGGCGUCCGGCCUUAUACCUGCUCAGAGUGUGGGAUGGCCUUUAAAGACAAUUCGGACCGUAUCAAGCACCUAAGAAACCACACUGGCGAGAGGCCCUAUUUGUGCUUAGAGUGCGGCCAGCGUUUUAAGCUGUCCACCCACUUGCGCAGACACAUUCGGGUGCACACGGGUGAGACUCCGUUCUCCUGCUCAGAAUGCGGGAAAUGUUUUCCUGCGAAGAAUUCCCUCAACAGACACCGGCAACUCCACACGGGCGAAAAGCUGUUCAUGUGUACAGAGUGCGGUAAAGCUUUUAGGCAGAAGAACGGGCUCAUCGCACACCAGCGGACCCACACUGGUGAAAUGCCGUUUAAGUGCACGGACUGCGAGAAAGGUUUCACGCAGAAAGACAAACUGGCCAAACACCAGAGGACCCAUGUUUUCCUGUCCAGAGUGCGGGAAAUGCUUCACCCAGAAAUUCUGCCCAGUCCGACAUCUCAAAACUCACCAAAGUGA
This is a messenger RNA of Nanorana parkeri, 1782 nucleotides long. Its product is annotated as oocyte zinc finger protein XlCOF22-like. NCBI's taxonomy places the organism in Eukaryota, Metazoa, Chordata, Amphibia, Anura, Dicroglossidae. Gene Ontology annotation, molecular function: RNA polymerase II cis-regulatory region sequence-specific DNA binding; DNA-binding transcription factor activity. The transcript has 5 exons. Bases 1 to 1782 code for a protein of 593 amino acids. The record is from RefSeq and is a predicted model, not a curated record. Gene Ontology annotation, biological process: regulation of transcription by RNA polymerase II.